This is a messenger RNA of Danio aesculapii, 1684 nucleotides long. RefSeq lists its product as uncharacterized. The record is from RefSeq and is a predicted model, not a curated record. The coding region runs from base 200 to 691 and encodes 163 amino acids. The transcript is spliced from 4 exons. Lineage: Eukaryota; Metazoa; Chordata; Actinopteri; Cypriniformes; Danionidae.
UUGUGAAUCUCUUGUCGUUGUGUGUGAAGACAACAAAACUAAAGACUUUAUUACGCGCUGCUUUUAUUUCCGUAAGACAGAUUUUUUAUCACAGAUAUUGUGACGUUUGUUUAAAAUCCCUUUUAAAUGUUCUCAUAUCGUCGUAGCUGCACGUAAUAUCCAUUUACACACAAGUCCAUUGAGUAACGUUACUGAAUGAAUGAUGGACCCCAGUGGACUUCUGUCCAGUAACGCUUGUCUGAAAUGGGUUCAUGGAUUCAGUGAAAUGUCACCUGCGUGUUUACCCAGUAAACGUAAACGAAAUGAUGCCAGCACACUAAAUGGCAAUGAAGGAGGCAGUGCUAAUGGUUUUCCCUCCAAAGAAAACUCGAGGAAACGUGGUUUUGUCUUGAUUGAUGGCCAGAGAGGCGUGUAUCAGUCAGAGAGCUGGGAGCCCAAUGGCAGCACUCUAUACCUGCCUGUAAAUGGCACUUUAUUAGCCAACAUCGAAAAAUAUGACCAGAUCAGCUUCGAGCAGGGCUGCUUCUGCAUCGGCAAUUCAGCGGGCGGAUUUCAACAGAAAGUCCAGGGUCAAACCAUCCACUGCUGGCGAUAUAGUGAGUGCGAGCGAAAGCUUUUUAUCGCACUGUCGUACCUGUUUACAAACUUACAAGUGUUUCAGGAAGUUGUCAGCACUCUUGAAUGUCUCUGAGGAGACAGUUGACUAAAAAGCUCAAACCAAUCCUGUUAUUUAGUACGGCUUACAUAUCGAACGCUGUAUUACAUAUCGUGACAUUCAUGUGCCUUUUCAACACAUCAGUGCUGUUACAGACUGACAUGUUCUGUGGACAAUGAAAGAUAUCAGUCUUGUUUGAUAUCUAACAAAGUGUGGUUAGUUAAUCCACAUCAUUAUAUUUCAUAAAUAAGGCUACUGAUUUGUUUACCUUUCAGCCUCAGUUAUCACACACUGAACCAAAACAUAACAUUAACAAACUGUAUUCUACUUCUAAAAUGUAAAGCUUGUUGCUGAUUUUGUAUGACAUAUUUGUACUGUAUAUAUUUGCAAUAAGGUUUCAUUGGCUUAAAGGAUAGUUCACCCUAUUAAUAAAAUUGAAUUAGCUGUUACAUACACAAUGUAAGUGCCGUUUUCUUCAGUAUUAAAGAAGAUUUGUAGCUGAAUCUGUGGUCAAUAUAUGCAACAGCUGACACUUUGAGAGUCAAAACAAUAUAGAGACAAAACUAAAUUAAUACAUUUGUCACCUGACAAUGUUUGUUUCAAUUAUUUACCACAUUGUAACUAGAGCUAGGCGAUAUGGGCAAAAAAAUCAUAUCUUGGUACUUUUAGGAGAAUGACGGUAUACAACAUAUAUCCGGUAUUUUCCCAUAAAUGGUUACUCAAAGCCUUUAUUAAGACUUUAAUAAACAGUUUUUGAGCAAAAUCUAAUUCAAACACAGGGGUUUCCCGCCCUGUUAUUAUCAUCAAUAUAAUUAUCAUUAUUAUAUUGCGAUUUUUUAAAAUGUUUUUUUAUUUUUUAAUACCUGAUUUAAAUAUAUAUUUUUUUAAUUUAAAUAAUCGUUUAAACCAUAAACCGUUUGUACACUAGGCACACACAAAUCAAAUCACAUCUUCCAGUAAUGGGCUAAAAUAAAUAAAUCGAUUAAACAGAAUAAAUAAAUAAAUAAAUAAAUAAAUAAAUAAAUAAAU